Pygoscelis adeliae (Adelie penguin) is the source of this 2327-nucleotide messenger RNA. RefSeq names its product alanyl (membrane) aminopeptidase (gene ANPEP). Gene Ontology annotation, molecular function: metalloaminopeptidase activity; peptide binding; zinc ion binding. The record is from RefSeq and is a predicted model, not a curated record. Gene Ontology annotation, cellular component: cytoplasm. Bases 94 to 2232 code for a protein of 712 amino acids. The transcript has 18 exons. NCBI's taxonomy places the organism in Eukaryota, Metazoa, Chordata, Aves, Sphenisciformes, Spheniscidae. Gene Ontology annotation, biological process: peptide catabolic process; proteolysis.
GAGUCCUACGAGGGUGACCCUGAGCCCUUCCUGACGCCCGAUGCCAACAACACGUACAUCUUCAAGGGCAACAGCAGCGUGGUCUUCGUCUGCAUGGAAGCCACUGACCUCAUCCUCAUACACAGCAAGAAGCUGAAGUACACCCUGCAGGGGCCCUUCCACACCUCACUGCAUGCGGUGAAUGGCUCCAGCGUGCCCGACAUCACUAACACCUGGCUGGAGACCCCCACCCAGUACCUGGUGGUGCAGUUGAAUGGCCUGCUGCAGCAGGGCCAGCGCUACCGGCUUGUCAGCAUCUUCACAGGGGAGCUGGCUGACGACCUGGCCGGCUUCUACCGCAGUGAAUACGUGGAUGAGUCGGGCAACAAGAAGGUGGUGGCCACCACGCAGAUGCAGGCAGCCGACGCGCGGAAAGCCUUCCCCUGCUUCGAUGAGCCUGCCAUGAAAGCCACCUUCACAGUGACGCUCAUCCACCCCUCCGACCACAAGGCCAUUUCCAACAUGCCCGCCAGGAGCACCUGGCAGCAGCAGAUCGACGGGAAGAGCUGGAACGUCACCAAGUUCCAGACCACCCCCAAAAUGUCCACCUACCUGCUGGCCUUCAUCGUCAGCCAGUUCAGCUACGUGCAUAACACCUCGGGGAACGUGCUGAUCCGCAUCUGGGGCCGCCCCAAGGCCAUUGCCGAGGGCCAGGGCAGCUACGCACUCAAGGUGACUGGCCCCAUCCUCAACUUCUUCGAGAGGCACUACAACACGGCGUACCCGCUGCCCAACAAGGGAGCGUCGGUGCUGCGGAUGCUCUCCGACUUCCUCACUGAGGACGUGUUCAAGAAGGGGCUGCAGUCCUACCUCCACACCUUCGCCUAUGGAAGCACCACCUACAUGGACCUCUGGUCUCAUUUGCAAAAGGCUGUCAUGGAGAACAAUGUCUCACUGCCCAACACCAUCAGCGAUAUCAUGGACCGCUGGACGCUGCAGAUGGGCUUCCCCGUGGUGACCGUCAACACCCUCACCGGCGACGUCAGACAGGACCACUUCCUGCUGGACCCCACCUCCGUGGUGGAGAGACCCUCUGUCUUCAACUAUACCUGGAUCGUCCCCAUCACCUGGAAGACGCGUGAGACCACUGGGGACAGGUACUGGCUGACCAAACACUCAGGUACGGUCGGCCCCGACUGGCUACUGGUGAACCUGGAUGUCAGCGGGUACUUCCGUGUCAACUACAACCCAGAGAACUGGAACCAGCUCCUCAGACAGCUCUCCACCAACCACCAGGCCAUCCCCGUGAUCAACCGUGCCCAGAUCAUCGAUGACGCCUUUAACCUGGCCAGGGCCAAGUACAUCAAUGUGACCUUGGCCUUGGACACCACACGGUUUCUGAGCCGGGAGACAGCGUACAUGCCCUGGGAGGCGGCGCUCAACAAUCUCCAUUACUUCCAGCUGAUGUUUGACCGCAGUGAGGUCUUCGGAGUGAUGACGAAAUAUAUGCAGAAACAGGUGAUGCCCCUCUUCAACCACUACAAGAACAUCACCAAUAACUGGAUCACCAUCCCCAGUGGCCUGAUGGACCAGUACAACGAGAUCAAUGCCAUCAGCACAGCCUGCUCCUACGGCAUCGCCGAGUGCCAGACCCUGUCCACCGAUUACUUCCGCAAGUGGCAGCAAAAUGUCGCCAAGAACCCGAUCCCCCCGAACCUGCGCUCCUCCAUCUACUGCAGCAUUGUGGCCACAGGCGGGGAGGAGGCCUGGAACUUCAUCUGGGAGAGGUUCAAAGAGGCCACCGUUGUGUCCGAGGCUGACAAGCUCCGCACAGCCCUCUCCUGCAGCCCCCAACCCUGGAUCCUCAAUCGGUACCUGCAGUACACCCUCGACCCCAACAAGAUCCGGAAGCAGGACGCCACCGCCACCAUCAACAGCAUCGCCAGCAACGUGGUGGGGCAGCCCCUGGCCUGGGACUUCAUCCGCGGCAACUGGAGGAUGCUCUUCACCCAGUACGGGGGCGGUUCCUUCUCCUUCUCCCGGCUGAUUUUAUCAGUGACCCAGCGGUUUUCCACGGAGUUUGAGCUGCAGCAGUUGGAACAGUUCAAGGCGGACAACCAGGACAUCGGCUUUGGGUCAGGGACGCGGGCGCUGGAGCAGGCCCUGGAGAGGACCCGCGCCAACAUCAAGUGGGUGAAGGAGAACCAGGAGAUGGUGCUGGCCUGGUUCCAGGGCGAAACAGCCUCCAUCUAACUGCAUGGCCCCGGCUGCUGUGCACCCGCUUCCCAGCCCGGCUGCAGGGCUGGCUGGCACAGGAUGGGCUGCGGGGGCCGAGCCUGAAGCUCACA